GUGUAAAACAUUUGAAGGAUUUUCCAAUUCUGCCAGGAGAAAUAUUCAAAUAUAAGUGGACAGUGACUGUAGAAGACGGGCCAACUAAAUCAGAUCCUCGGUGCCUGACACGCUAUUACUCUAGUUUCAUUAAUAUGGAGAGAGAUCUAGCUUCAGGACUCAUUGGCCCUCUCCUCAUCUGCUACAAAGAAUCUGUAGAUCAAAGAGGAAACCAGAUGAUGUCAGACAAGAGGAAUGUCAUCCUAUUUUCUGUAUUUGAUGAGAAUCAAAGCUGGUACCUCACAGAGAAUAUGGAACGCUUUCUCCCCAAUGCAGCUGGAGUGCAGCUUGAGGAUCCAGACUUCCAAGCCUCCAAUAUCAUGCAUAGCAUCAAUGGCUAUGUUUUCGAUAGUUUGCAGUUGUCGGUUUGCUUGCAUGAGGUGGCAUACUGGUACAUUCUAAGCAUUGGAGCACAGACUGACUUCCUUUCUGUCUUCUUCUCUGGAUAUACCUUCAAACACAAAAUGGUCUAUGAAGACACACUUACCCUAUUCCCAUUCUCGGGAGAAACUGUUUUCAUGUCAAUGGAAAACCCAGGCCUAUGGAUCCUGGGGUGCCACAACUCAGACUUUCGGAACAGAGGCAUGACUGCCUUACUGAAGGUUUCUAGUUGUGACAAGAACACUGGUGAUUAUUAUGAGGACACUUAUGAAGAUAUUUCAACAUACUUGCUGAGUGAAAACAAUGGCAUUGAACCAAGAAGCUUCUCCCAGAAUUCAAGACACCCUAGCACUAAGCAAAAGCAAUUUAAUGCCACCACAAUUCCAGAAAAUGACAUAGAGAAGACUGACCCUUGGUUUGGACACAGAACACAUAUGCCUAAAGUACAAAAUGUCUCCUCUAGUGAUUUGCUGAUGCUUUUGCGACAGAGCCCUACUCCACAUGGGCUAUCCUUACCUCAUCUCCAAGAAGCCAAAUAUGAGACUUUUUCUGAUGAUCCAUCACCUGGAGCAAUAGACAGUAAUGACAGCCCAUCUGAAAUGACACACCUCAGUCCACGGCUCCAUCACAGUGGGGACAUGGUAUUUACCCCAGAACCAGGCCUCCAAUUAAGAUUAAAUGAGAAACUGGGGACAACUAUGGCAACAGAGUUGAAGAAACUUGAUUUUAAAAUUUCUAGUUCAUCAAAUAAUCUGACUUCAACAAUUCCAUCAGACAAUUUGGCAGUAGGUACUGAUAAUACAAGUUCCUUAGGAUCCCAAAAUAUGCCAGUUCAUUCUGAUAGUCAGUUAGACACCACUCUAUUUGGCAAAAAGUCAUCUCCCAUUAUUGAGUCUGGUGUACCUCUGAGCUUGAGUGAAGAAAAUAGUGAUUCAAAGUUGUUAGAAUCAGGUUUAAUGGAUAGCCAAGAAAGCUCAUUGGGAAAAAAUGUAAUAUCAACAGAAACUGGUAGGUUAUUAAAAGAGAAAAGAGCCCAUGGACCUGCUUUGUUGACUAAAGAUAAUGCCUUAUUCAAAGUUGGUAUCUCCUUGUUAAAGACAAAAGAAUCUUCCAAUAAUUCAGCAACUAAUAGAAAGACUCACACUAAUGGCCCAACAUUAUUAAUUGAGAAUAGUACAUCAGUCUGGCAAAAUAUAUUAGAAAGUGAUACUGAGUUUCAAAAAGUGACACCUUUGAUUCAUGACAGAAUGCUUACAGACAAAAAUACUACAGAUUUGAGGCUAAAUCAUAUGUCAAAUAAAACUACUUCAUCAGAAAACAUGGAAAUGGUCCACCAAAAAAAAGAGGGACCCAUGCCACCAGAUGCAGAAAAUCCAAAUAUGCCAUUCUUUAAAAUGCUAUUCUUGUCAAAAUCAGCAAAUUGGAUACAAAGGAGUCAUGGAAAUAACUCCCUGAACUCUGGGCAAGGCCCUAGUCCAAAGCAAUUAGUAUCCUUAGGACCAGAAAAAUCUGUGGAAAGUCAGAAUUUUUUGUCUGAGAAAAAUGAAGUGGUAGUAGGAAAGGACGAAUUUACAAAGGACACAGGACUCAAAGAGAUAAUUUUUCCAAGCAGCAGAAACCUAUUUCUUACUAACUUGGAUAAUUUACAUGAAAAUAAUACACGCAAUCAAGAAAAAAAUAUUCAGGAAGAAGUAGAAAGGGAGGAAACAUUAAUCCAAGAGGAUGUAGUUUUGCCUCAGAUACAUACGGUGACUGGCACUAAGAAUUUCAUGAAGAACCUUUUCUUACUAAGCACUAGACAACAUGUAGAAGGUUCAUAUGAGGGGGCAUUAAAUGAUUCGACAAAUAGAACAAAGAAACACAAGGCUCAUUUCUCAAAAAAAAGAGAGGAAGAAAACUUGGAAAGCUUGGGAAAUCAAACCAAGCAAAUGGUAGAGAAAUCUCCGCAUACCACAAGGCUAUUUCCUAAUCCAAGCCAGCAGAAUGUUGUCACUCAACGUGGUAAGAGAGCUUUGAAACAAUUCAGACUCCCAGUAGAAGAAACAGAACUUGAAAAGAGGCUAAUUGUGGAUGACACCUCAAUCCGAUGGUCUGAAAACAUGAAACAUUUGACCCCGAGCACACUCACAAAGAUAGACGUCAAUGAAAAAGACAAAGGGGCCAUUACUCAGUCUCCCUUAUCAGAUUGUCUUACGAGGAAUCAUAGCAUCACUCAAGCAAAUAGAUCUCCAUUACCCAUUGCAAAGCACCAUCUUAUAGAAAGAAAAUUUCUGGGGUCCAAGAAAGCAGUCGUUUCUUACAAGGAGCCAAAGAAAAUAACCUUUCUUUAG
Cebus imitator (Panamanian white-faced capuchin) is the source of this 2750-nucleotide messenger RNA. RefSeq names its product coagulation factor VIII-like. The transcript has 6 exons. The record is from RefSeq and is a predicted model, not a curated record. The annotation marks the transcript as partial. NCBI's taxonomy places the organism in Eukaryota, Metazoa, Chordata, Mammalia, Primates, Cebidae.